Prosopis cineraria is the source of this 1846-nucleotide messenger RNA. RefSeq lists its product as uncharacterized. The record is from RefSeq and is a predicted model, not a curated record. Lineage: Eukaryota; Viridiplantae; Streptophyta; Magnoliopsida; Fabales; Fabaceae. The transcript has 13 exons. Bases 169 to 1656 code for a protein of 495 amino acids.
AUCAAUGAAUAUGAAGUGCGAGCCAAUUCGGCCGGCCUCUUACUCUGUUGCUCCCUCUGUAAUUAUUUAUUGCCAGUACUCUGUGCGAGCCAAUUAUUUAUUGCCAGUACUCUCUGGAUACCUUUUGACUCUACGGAGAGAAGGGCGUCGACUGAUAUUGAAGUAGCCAUGGAUGUUGAAGCUAAGAGAAUGGAAGAAGGGCUACGGAAUACGGAUGAGAACCAUGAUUUGAAGGGCUCCAUUAAAGAUGAGCCCGACCAUCAGAAAGACGCAAGAGCACCUCUGGUGGAGAGUGAUGGCACCGUUCGGCAAAUACAGCAGGAGCAGCCGCUCGUGAAGCAGAAGCCAAAGAGGAUUGCAACCUUGGACGCAUUCAGAGGCCUCACCGUGGUGUUGAUGAUACUGGUGGACGAUGCUGGUGGAGCUUAUCCUCGAAUCGAUCACUCCCCGUGGAAUGGGUGUACAUUGGCUGAUUUUGUCAUGCCUUUCUUUCUUUUCAUUGUCGGGGUUGCCGUAGCCCUUGCUCUCAAGAGAGUGCCCAAGAUGAAGGAUGCGGUAAAAAAGAUAAUCCUUAGGACCUUGAAGCUUCUCUUUUGGGGUAUUCUUCUGCAAGGCGGAUACUCUCAUGCUCCUGAUGAUCUUUCCUAUGGAGUCGACAUGAAAUUCAUCCGGUGGUGUGGCAUUCUCCAGAGAAUAGCGCUUGUAUACUGUUUCGUAGCUCUGAUAGAGACAAUCACCACCAAGCUUAGACCGACCACCUUGAGCCCUGGACACCUCUCCAUUUUUACGGCCUAUCGAUGGCAAUGGAUUGGGGGCUUUGUGGCGUUCAUCAUUUACAUGGUCACGACCUUCGCGCUCUAUGUUCCGGAUUGGAGUUUCGUCGAUCAUAGUCAAGGCGAACCAAAGAAAUACACCGUGAUUUGCGGGAUGAGAGGACACGUGGGGCCUGCAUGUAACGCUGUGGGAUACGUGGAUCGACAAGUUUGGGGGGUCAAUCAUCUCUAUUCUCAGCCUGUUUGGAUUCGCUUGAAGGCUUGCACAUUGAGCUCUCCUGCUCAAGGUCCUUUUCGUCAUGAUGCUCCAGCUUGGUGUCAUGCUCCCUUUGAACCCGAAGGCUUGUUGAGUUCAAUAUCAGCUAUCCUCUCUGGCACCAUCGGCAUCCAUUAUGGGCACGUAUUGAUUCACUUUAAGCGUCAUUCAGAAAGGCUCAAGCAAUGGGUCUCCAUGGCGAUCGUGUUACUAGUGGUUGCCAUAAUUCUUCAUUUCACAGAUGCUAUCCCACUGAACAAGCAACUCUACAGCUUCAGCUACGUUUGUUUCACAGCCGGCGCAGCUGGAAUUGUGUUCUCUGGCUUUUACUUGCUGAUCGAUGUCUGGGGAUUUCGGACUCCAUUCUUGUUCUUGGAGUGGAUAGGCCUGAACGCAAUGCUGGUGUAUGUCAUGGCAGCUCAGGGCAUCUUCGCUGCAUUUGUGAACGGAUGGUAUUAUAAAGAGCCAAAACACUCGCUGGUACACUGGAUUCAAAAGCAUGUAUUCGUGGAUGUGUGGCGCUCAGAGAGAGUGGGAACCCUUUUAUAUGUCAUAUUUGCAGAGAUCACAUUCUGGGCUGUGAUUGCCGGAAUAUGCCACAGAAUUGGAAUUUAUUGGAAGCUGUAAGUCAAGAAGCUAGGAUAGAGUUGAGAAUGUCUUGAGAUUUGUUCCAGGGAAAUUCCUGCUGGCUUGUUACUGUAUUAUAUUUCCGUGUUGUGCGUGGCUAGGAGUGUAUCAAUCGAUAUAACAUGCAAGUGUUCCUUUGUUUUAUGAUAUGAAAGAAAUGAAUCUAGCUAGAUGGAUCCCCUCAAGUAUU